CCCUGAGGGAGUCCAGCUACGCUUAAGUCUGGCCGGUGCCACCUAUCUCCACAAUGCCCCCCAAGAAACAGGCUCAGGCCGGGGGCAGCAAAAAGGCGGAGCAGAAAAAGAAGGAGAAGAUUAUCGAAGACAAAACUUUUGGUCUAAAGAAUAAGAAAGGAGCAAAGCAACAGAAGUUUAUCAAGGCUGUCACUCAUCAAGUUAAAUUUGGUCAACAAAAUCCACGUCAGGUAGCACAAAGUGAAGCUGAAAAGAAGUUGAAGAAAGAUGACAAGAAGAAAGAAUUGCAAGAGCUAAAUGAGUUGUUCAAACCUGUAGUUGCUGCUCAAAAAAUAAGUAAAGGUGCAGAUCCCAAAUCUGUGGUAUGUGCAUUCUUCAAGCAAGGACAGUGUACUAAAGGAGAUAAGUGUAAGUUCUCUCAUGACUUGACUCUGGAGAGAAAAUGUGAAAAGCGAAGUGUUUACAUUGAUGCAAGAGAUGAAGAGCUUGAAAAAGAUACUAUGGGUAAUUGGGAUGAGAAAAAACUGGAAGAAGUAGUGAACAAGAAGCACGGUGAGGCGGAAAAGAAAAAACCAAAAACUCAAAUAGUGUGCAAGCAUUUCCUCGAAGCUAUUGAAAACAACAAAUAUGGCUGGUUUUGGGUAUGCCCUGGAGGGGGUGAUAUUUGCAUGUAUCGUCAUGCACUUCCUCCUGGGUUCGUCUUGAAAAAAGAUAAAAAGAAAGAAGAGAAAGAAGAUGAAAUUUCAUUAGAAGAUCUAAUUGAAAGAGAGCGUUCUGCCCUAGGUCCAAAUGUUACCAAAAUCACUCUAGAAUCUUUUCUUGCAUGGAAGAAAAGAAAAAGACAAGAAAAGAUUGAUAAACUUGAGCAAGAUAUGGAAAGAAGGAAAGCAGACUUCAAAGCAGGGAAAGCAUUAGUGAUCAGUGGUCGUGAGGUGUUUGAAUUUCAUCCUGAACUGGUUGAUGAUGAUGAUGAGGAAGCAGAUGAUACCCGUUAUACCCAGGGAACGGGUGGUGAUGAGGUUGAUGAUUCAGUGAGCGUAAAUGACAUAGAUUUAAGCCUGUACAUCCCAAGAGAUGUAGAUGAGACAGGUAUUACUGUAGCCAGUCUUGAAAGAUUCAGCACAUAUACUUCAGAAAAGGAUGAAAACAAAUUAAGUGAAGCUUCCGGAGGUAGGGCUGAAAAUGGUGAAAGAAGUGAUUUGGAAGAGGACAACGAAGGGGAGGGACAGGAAAAUGGAGUCAUCGAUGCUGUUCCUGUUGAUGAAAAUCUUUUUACUGGGGAAGAUUUGGAUGAACUAGAAGAAGAAUUAAACACACUUGAUUUAGAAGAAUGACACCAAAGAAGUCAAUGAAAAAAUUAAGCCAGCUCAGCAUGAGUUGAAAUUGACUACAUUAAUUUUUUUCCACCUAGAAUUCUUCAACAGGAUGUUUGUUUCCCAUGCUGAUUCUGGAGGGCUUACUCUCCAAAAAAGGAAUAUUCUCCCUACAUCUUGUCUUCUGACUUU
Messenger RNA from Eubalaena glacialis (North Atlantic right whale), 1505 nucleotides. RefSeq names its product zinc finger CCCH domain-containing protein 15-like. Gene Ontology annotation, molecular function: mRNA binding; metal ion binding. Gene Ontology annotation, cellular component: cytosol. Gene Ontology annotation, biological process: cytoplasmic translation. The record is from RefSeq and is a predicted model, not a curated record. Lineage: Eukaryota; Metazoa; Chordata; Mammalia; Artiodactyla; Balaenidae. The transcript has a single exon. Bases 54 to 1334 code for a protein of 426 amino acids.